AUAGUGCUGCUAAAACAAUGGAGAAAAGAGGGGAAGUCAAUGAAGAUAAGUAUACAGAGCUGACAGAAAAGUGGAACUUAAAAAUAAGUAAAACACCUUCAAGUGAAAUUUCUGAAUUACUGCCUUUGUUUUAUCCUGCAAAUCAAAAGAGAGACCGCUAUAUCAAAGAAGUUUUCGAUUCCUUAGAAUUUGAUGUUGCUGAUGUUGAGACCCUUUCUGAUUGUAAAGAACAAUUAUAUAGCGCUAUUUCGUGUUUACAUGGAUCUACUGUAAAAGUGAAGUCUAUGAAGCUGAAACGUGAUGUAUCGGAUACCAGGAAAGAAGUUAUUUUAACUGUUGAAAAGUUUAUGAGCAAAAUUAAUAUAUUACUUUUAUCUUUGGUAAGGACAAAACAGAUUCCUGAGAGCCUCUAUGUGGAUGUUUUCAUGUCGUUUUUAGAUAUAUUUGGAAUUCUUGGAAUACCAGGUGAAGUUUUCAAUCGAAAGAUUCUUUUAGCUGGAGAAAUUUAUAGUCAACAUCCGGGUUAUUAUCUUUUACCUCAAAAUACUGCAGAUUUAUGUUUGAACACAAUCGGCAUAUUAUCUUACUCUACAAAAAACUUACAGAAAAGCUCAUCAAAGGAAAAGAUCGACAAAGAAUCGACUAAAGCAUCUUCACCUAAAUCUACCUUAAAAGAAUCAUCAAAUGGUAACAAUGUUGACUCUAUUGCACAAACACCGUCUACACCAUCGUCAAUACAUGAGAAAGCACAACCCGAGACUUGUAAAACGCCAAAUCCGGUACGAAAAUCUGAUUGUAUAAUGCGUGAAAGAGUUUCACCACUGGACCAAAGUGUUAAUGCUGGAAGUACCUCGGACACAUAUGGCAUGUAUUGUCAUAUACGAAAAAGAACUGUAGAAGGCCGAAUUAAACUACCAGCUGUUAAAUUGUCUCAUCCUAAUGGAGUUAUCAAUAAAAUUCCAAUUAUCAUUACACUUGCUCCAGACGAAACUGUAACUGAAGGCAGUAGUGAAUCAACCAAGACUCAACAAGAAGAAUCGUCUUCUCAGUUUGUCGGUCGUUCAAUAGAUUCUUCUUUUAGAGCGCCAGGCAGAAAGCUUAACAUUCCUAAAAGAUUGUUUUCAGGUGUCAGAUCAGCAAUGGAGCAGGAAUUUCCAAGCUUUCUGCGGCAAACACCUAAACCUGGAUUUUCGAAAGGCCCACUACCAAUUAUAGUCUCUACACCAGAGGCAACUGAAGCAGAUAUAAAACGAAAGAAAAUGAUAUCGGAAUCUACAGAAAAUAAUAAAAAAGAAAAUAUUCAGUUGAAUGUUUCAGACGGAACUAUGUCCUAUUCUAGUGCUCAAAAUGAAAUAGCCUGCAAGUAUUCAGAACCGAUAGACAGUGGUGAAUGUUCAAAGUCAAUUUCUGUUCAUCAAAGACAGAUUAAAGAUACCAAAAAUGAAAAUCAGGAUGUUACACUGUGUAAUUCGGUAUCUUUGUUAGAGGAUGACAGCUCCCAUAAUGGUACUGUCAAAAAAGAAAGCAUAUUUUCCCGCGUAUCUGAUAUCAGACAAUAUGAUAACACCACUAUAAAUGAUAUGCCUCGUUCUGAACAAAUACGAAACAGUGCAGGAAAUAAUAAAAAUACAUCAUCUAGAGUAGCAGGAAAUCACGUGAUAAAUUAUGCAAAUAUCUUUGAACCAAAUGAAUGUCUAUACAAUAAGAUGAAUAGCGAAAACAUAUUGCAAACACAAAGUAAUUGUCAAAUUUCAUCAAGUAACUCAGACAUUUGCCUUCACGACUUUGUUUUGAGACAUGAAAAUUGUGAGAAUGUCUCGACUCAAUAUCAAAAUAACAAAAUGUGUAUUUUUGAGAAAACAAAGAAACAAAGGUACAGAAAGAAAAGAAAAAGAUACAGAAAAAGACCAAACCAGGUAGAUAUUACUUGUGUUCAAAAUGCAAACUGCAUACAACACAACAAUAAUCAUUCACAGAAACAUAAGAAUGAAAAAAGAAGAAAGCAAUUGCAUAAAAUUAAAACAGAAAAAAAUCAAGGAAAAGAGCGAGUUAGCAGUGAUUCAGGUGUGGCUGAGUUGAACUUCCAUGGAAAGUUCGAUGGCGUACAUGUAUGCGUUUCCUCCAGUAGUUUUCCUCAAAACUACAUAGAGGAGAGUAAUACUGUCUUGUCCAAUUCAGGUGGACCAGAUAAACCUGUAUUUACUGCUACAACACAAAACAGUGUUUACUCUGUGAAAUUAAAUUCAGAAUUUAUAUCAGUACAAGAUGAAUGGAAAUGUAAUAAAUUCAAAAUAGAUAAUACUGAUGCCGAAGAUUGUGUGCAUACACAUCAAAGUAAACAAAAAACGUAUGCCCGAAUGAAAACUGUUGAGUGGUUAUUACAACAGCCGCUAUGUGUUCCCGAUACUUGUGAAGCUUUCACGAUGUUAGAUAAUUCCCCAAAAAAUAUUGAUGUCGGUGAAUACCCUGAUCAAUUGUUAACAAAUGACUACACUACAGAUUUUGUAAAUUAUGUAGUAGAUACAAAUUACAAUGCUACAAAACCAUUAUAUACACACAUUCCAGAUGAAUUCGUUCGAAGUUUGCUCCUUGAAUGGCCUCACACAAGGACCAAACCAGUAUCAGUUGGCUUUAUCUUACACAAAACUAGAGUUGUUGUUGUCUCCCUUGAAAUGUGUCAUGAUCAUUUCGAACAUUUAACCAUAGACGGUGUUGUUAUAACAGAUGAUGUAGCUGUAGUCCGUUAUUCUUCGCCGUUCGAUCUUUUAAACAUAAAGGACAGAACAUGUCUUUAUAAGAUUUUAUCUCGUAUUGGAACUGACUGAAACACUGUUAUAAUCUGAAUGUGGAGUUAUAUAUAUUCAACUUCUAGGAUGAAACAUGUUUUGGCAUUUAAGCAUAUUCAACUUUAAUAUUAAAAAAAAAACAGUAAACCAUGGACUUAUUUUAAAAUUAAAUCCCUUAUACAAGACAAGGUUGUUUUAACACUUCUUUUUCUCUUCUUCG
Mytilus californianus (California mussel) is the source of this 3006-nucleotide messenger RNA. RefSeq lists its product as uncharacterized. Bases 18 to 2825 code for a protein of 935 amino acids. The record is from RefSeq and is a predicted model, not a curated record. The transcript has 2 exons. Lineage: Eukaryota; Metazoa; Mollusca; Bivalvia; Mytilida; Mytilidae.